Onychostruthus taczanowskii (white-rumped snowfinch) is the source of this 1204-nucleotide messenger RNA. RefSeq names its product OTU deubiquitinase 3 (gene OTUD3). Gene Ontology annotation, biological process: protein deubiquitination. Lineage: Eukaryota; Metazoa; Chordata; Aves; Passeriformes; Passeridae. Gene Ontology annotation, molecular function: cysteine-type deubiquitinase activity. The record is from RefSeq and is a predicted model, not a curated record. Bases 31 to 1158 code for a protein of 375 amino acids. The transcript has 8 exons.
CGGUGCGGCAGGCGCGGCGGCCCCGGCGGGAUGUCCCGCAAACAGGCGGGCAAGGCCCGGCCCGCCGCCGCCGCCGCCAAGAAGGGCCGGCGGCCCCGACAUUCCCCCGCCGGACCGGCCCCGGGCCCCGCUCCGGGCGGCAGCGGCGGCCUCGCCAGGCAGCUCCGGGCCCUCGGCCUCAAGCUGCGGGAGGUGCCGGGAGAUGGGAACUGCUUGUUCCGGGCCCUGGGGGACCAGCUGGAGGGGCACUCCCGGAACCACCUGCGGCACCGCCAGGAGACCGUGCAGUUCAUGGUGAGGCAGCGGGGGGACUUCGAGCCCUUCGUGGAGGAUGAUGUGCCCUUUGACAAACAUGUUGCCAAUUUGGCCAAGCCUGGUACUUUUGCUGGCAAUGAUGCUAUUGUGGCCUUUGCAAGGAACAAUCAAAUGAAUGUGGUUAUUCAUCAGCUCAACACUCCACUGUGGCAGAUCCGGGGCACAGACAGGAGCGAUGCCCGCGAGCUGCACAUCGCCUACAGGCACGGCGAGCACUACGACAGCGUCAGGAGGCUCAGCGACGACUCGGAGGCGCCGGCCUGCCUGAGGAUGGAGAUGCUUUGCAAGAAUGAUUCAAGUAAGGCAGAGGAAGUGAAGCCACAGAAGGGCAACUCUGAAGAUGAGACUGAGGUGGAGAUGGAAGAUGCUGUACAAAAAGUGUGCAGUGCAACUGGGUGUUCAGACAUGGAUUUAGUAAGCCACAUUCUUGAGGUGGAGGACCACAACGUGGAAUCUGCAAUAUUUGCCAUCUUGCAGGUGAAGGAGGGGGAAGGAAUAGGUACUGAGGAGCAGCAGGAGCCCCUGGGCAGGGAGCAGAAAUCCUGCAGCAGGACACUGUGGGAAGAGAACGGAACUGGUUCAAGAAUCUUUGGAAAUCAAGGUGAAGUAGAAAACAACAAGGGUCAAGCUGGAUCCAGGGAAGAGAACCGAGCCAGCAGAAACCCAAAGGUGGCCAAGAAGCAAAGGAAGGAGCAGCAGCGGCUGGAGAAGAAGAAGCGGCAGGAGGAGAGGCACCGGCAGAAGGUCCUGGCCACCAAGAGGGACAGUGCAGACACCAGGACAGAGACAGACCCAGCCAGCCACGUCACCCUGGUGAAGGCCAUGGCAGCCCUAAACAUAUGACUCAGUGCUCUGAUGAGAAAAGCAAAUAAAACUGAUGAAGACAAAA